CAAACUUCUCUCCGAUCCAAGCCUCUGGUGAUCUUCAUUUAUUAGCCAACCUGGGUAUGUUUGCCGCAUUAAUGUCCUGCCUUUUGUACGUCAUGUCGCUCCCAUACAACGCCUCACAGUCGCGUUCGAGGGUCAAAGCGGCAGGGCACUCAGGUUCGACCUAAUAAUAAUCGCCGCAGCUAACCUAACAAUGGUACACACGGACCCAUUUUUGCGACUGGCAUCAAGUCGAGCGCUUUGUAUCCCUGCGGUUCGGAACCUCCAAUAUAGGCAUGCGCAAGGCGUGGAACAUUCCACCAUAGGACAUGGGGUCGCGGCUCGGUGGCCAGUGGCCGACCAUCCUCCUUCCUCAUUGGAGCUUCGUCGAUUUAUUUCUGUCCCACAGCCAACGCUCACGCUCAUUGAUCGAGGCCGUCCUUGGCUUGGCUAUAUACAUACAUCGUAUAUUGGGAUGGCAUAUUUCCAAGUCUUGGUCUAUAACGCCGGAAAAUCUGGCUGCCCAGUGGCGGCCACAAGUCUGAUCGUGGUGGCAUUAAUCUUCACAAUCCUGAGCACUCGGAUGUCGCGAUCACCGGCAAUUAAGCUAUCUCGGGAGCUCUCCUUCCAGCCUCAUGGAAAGGUCAAGGCAUAUCUAACCGAGAUAAUGGGGUUACUAGCACACCUUCCAAGAUUUGCAUGGGAAGAGGCUUCAGCCUAAACUUCUCAGUGGAGGUGAAAGAAGUAGAUCAUCUUGACCUUCGGGACAAUGUUUCUCCUAGGCUCUCUGGGAGAGAGCUCCUCCGAGUCGAAUCCCGAAGACCAACUUUUUGAGAUGAACGGAUAUCAUUUGCGCCGGCGCCUUCGUAUGUAAGUAUGAGCUCUUCGGGAAGGUUGUCAACUUUAAUAAUGCGGCCCCCAAUUGCAACGGGGACAAUUGAUAUAGCCCGUUGGCUACUCCUUUUGCAAUAGCAAAAGAGCACUUCGGAAAGGAGCCAGUAGCUUACCUUCAAGGCCUCUAUCCGCUAAAUUUAGCAGGUGGCAUCCGAGUCAACGCAGCUUAUGUAGAUAUAUUUAC
Molecule: messenger RNA, 1054 nt
Organism: Suillus clintonianus
Lineage: Eukaryota; Fungi; Basidiomycota; Agaricomycetes; Boletales; Suillaceae
Exons: 2
Coding region: 191-697 (168 amino acids)
Source: RefSeq, a predicted model, not a curated record